This is a messenger RNA of Lolium perenne, 3675 nucleotides long. Its product is annotated as pentatricopeptide repeat-containing protein At3g58590. Gene Ontology annotation, biological process: RNA modification. NCBI's taxonomy places the organism in Eukaryota, Viridiplantae, Streptophyta, Magnoliopsida, Poales, Poaceae. Gene Ontology annotation, molecular function: protein binding; RNA binding. Gene Ontology annotation, cellular component: intracellular membrane-bounded organelle. The record is from RefSeq and is a predicted model, not a curated record.
CGUGCCAGCCACGAUCGAGCUCAGUCCAACUCGCGCUCCUGCAGUCUUGCUCCCGCUCGCGGCCGCCCGCCGGCCUCCGUCCUCUGCUCACCGCACGCCAUGCCCGCCUCCCGCGCGACGGAAUGCCGCGCCGGAACACCCCGCCGCACCUUCCGCCUUCCCACUUCAACGCCCUCAUCGCCUCCCGCGCCCGCGCCGGCCGCGCCGCCGACGCCUUCUCGCUGCUCGCGCGCAUGCUCGCCGCGGGCGUCGCCCCGACCGCGUUCACCUUCGCGCCGAUCCUCUCCGCCUCGCCUUCUCUUUCCCCCCGCCGCGCCGCGCAGCUGCACCCACACGUCCUCAAGCGCGGCCUGCUCCACAGCGACCCGUACUCCGGGACAGCCUUGCUCGGCUUCCUCGCGCGCCACGGGCGGUUCCGCGAGGCGCUCGACCUGUUCGUGGAAAUGCCUGCGCGGAGCGUGGUCACCUGGAACUGCCUCGUCUCUUCCUUCGUGCAGUAUGAUCGUCUCCAGGAUGCCGUGUUCUGGUUCAGGGAACUCGUGAGGAGCGGCGACGGGCUGUCUGAAGGCUCUCUCCUUGCGGUCUUGCCGGCAUUCGGGUCACCGCAGCUGGUUCACGGGCUUGCCAUGAAAAUUGCGUUGGAUUCCUUCUCACCAGUUGCCAACUCGUUGCUGAAUUCUUACUGUACCUGCGGCGCAGUUUGCGUUGCGGAGAAGCUGUUCAACGGGUUGACGUUCAGAGAUGUGGUUUCGUGGAAUACAAUGAUCACUGCUUUCGCUAAGAGUAACCUGCCAGAGAGAGCUUUGGAGCUUUUCUCGAUGAUGGAAGGUCAGGGUGCUUUUCCCAGUGAAACUACAUUUUCCAGUCUUCUUCAUGCUUGCACCAGUCUAAAAGGACAGCACCAUGGGAAGAUUGUCCACGCAAAGUCCAUCAAGCAUAAUUUGAACACGACAGUGUUUGUGAGCACUUCACUGGUUGAUUUCUACACGAAAUGUGUUGGUAGGAGGGAUGCUCGUCAAGUGCUCGAAGAGAUGCACAACAAGAGCACUGCAUGCUGGAAUGCUCUGAUUUAUGCCAAGUCAGAUGGUGAUGUUCCAACUCUGUUUGUUGUUCUGAGAGAUAUGUUGCGAUCAGGGAUUAGCCCAAACGAGUUUACCUUUUCUUCAUUGCUCAAGGAUCCAUCGCUGUUGGAUCUAUGGCAGAUCCACUCACUGGUCACAAGACUGGGCUACAACGGAAAUGACUAUGUUUCAAGUGCUAUUAUAUCUUCCUAUGUUUCACAUGGCUAUGUUUCUGAUGCCCUGGCUUAUGGAGUUACAUUGGAUCCUGACUACUGCAAUGUCUCCAUGAAUGUUUUAGCUGGGGCAUGUAACAAAGCUCACAUGUACCAGGAGACCAAGGAGAUACUUUUGCAUCAGCAAAGCAGAGAUAAUAUUUCGUGGAGCAUACUUAUUAAUGCCUGCGCACGGAAUGGUGAUUAUGCCGAAGCUUUUGGAUUUUUCAAACAGAUGAGGAUUUCAGGGCAUCAUUUUGAUAACUAUAUAUCUGUGAGCUUGCUGAGUAUUUGUACAAAAAUUAACAGCCUGGUCCUUGGUAGGUUGGUUCAUGGGCUUAACAUUAAGACCGGUUCUGGGUGCUCUGAUACUUAUGUCUGCAAUAUGUUGCUAGAUAUGUAUGCUAAAUGUGGUAGAAUUGAAGACUGUUUGAAAGCCUUUGAUGAAAUGGAAGACAGGAACAUUAUCUCAUGGACUGCUGUGAUUUCUGGCCUUGCACUUAAUGGUUUUUCUCGUAAGGCGCUGGCGUGGUUUAAAGCUAUGGAAGAGGCUGGCUUCAAACCUGACAAGGUAGCAAUUCUGGCAGUCCUUUCAGCUUGUAGACAUGGUGGACUUGUGCAGGAGGGAAUGGAGAUAUUCAAACGUAUUGAAGCUGAAUACUCAACUGAAGCUGACAUGGAGCAUUACAUUUGUGUAGUGGACAUGCUAUGCAAGUGUGGUGAUUUAGAGAAAGCUGGUGCUGUGAUUAGAGGCAUGCCUUUCCGUCCAAGUACUAUCUUAUGGCGCACAUUCCUCCAAGGAUGCAAUAAAUAUGGUAUGCUAGAUACUCGAAGUGUUUAGCUAGCGAUGGUCUCGCUGAACAAUGGAGGUGCGUAUGUUCUCACAUCAAUCUGUCGAAAGAGUGGCUGAUUCAAUAUUUAGACCAUUAUGGAUAUCAAAUGCAUUUUGGUUGUACUUUGUGGUGAUAAUACAACAAUGAUAUAGGCUGUCAUGCAAAUAAUAGUUGAACAAUUUUGUGACUGCUAAGAAUCUGUACCAACCACAUCACCUUCUUUUCUUCAUUCCAUUCGAUCUGUGAAGGGUCUUGAUUGGAAGCGUCCUCAUUGAUGAAGCUUUGUGGUAAGUGGUUCAUUGUGGGUCGGCAUUUUUUUGUACCUUCCCACGGGUUUGGCUUCUACCAUCAUCUAGUGGCUAAAUACAGAAGGAAAACACCUCCUUUCCAUGCGUGCCAAGUAGCAAGAGGCGUCCAUGUUAUCAUGAUCAGGAAUAUGCAACAUGGAGGGGGCUAAAAGGAGGGCUACGAUUUCUGGUUGAGCUAGAUAUGUGCCCCUUACUAAUCCAGCCUUCCAUGUCCCCAGUGACAAUUUUCACUUUGGGAGUUGAAAUUGGUCUUCAUUCUUUGUGAAAGCUGCAAGGGAGGUGUGGUCCGUGUGGAACUCCAUUAAAGCAAAAUGUAAUUUCCUACAAAGUUGGAAAUAUCUGAAGAAAUAUUGCACAGUCACUGAAUUCAGGUAAGAAGUGGAAUAUGAGAAAUGAAGAUGUUGACAUGGCAUAAAUUUUAAUGAGCAUCAGAAAUCUACUAUUUCCAGUGCUUAUUCUGUUUUUAACUCAAAGAAAGGUGUUUUUGAUUCACAACCAAAAGGAGAGUAAAAGGAGCAGGACUGUUGUCAAAAUAGAAGGUGCGAUAGCUACUUGCAGCCUAUGUAAAUAUAGAAAAUGACUGAAAAGAGUUCAGUAAGAUCCUUUUGUAUUUACUAUGUUUUACUUGCAUCUAAUUGAUGGUGACCUGCAUCCAAAGAGCCGAUACAUUUCUGAUGAUUGGACUUCUGGGAUGCUGUCGCCAGUUCUUGGGACGCGACUCUUUGCGUUAUGGGUUAGUCAGCCAAGGUCGUUAGGGUGUGGCAAAUCGUUUGCAGAGAUGAUAAAGCACCGGUCAGGACAGGGCAUCAACUGAUUUUAUGAGGUACUACAAGCUUUUGACGAAGCAUGCACAUUAGCAGCGAAAUAUGGGCAAUAUAGUAUCCAAACAUGGGCUCUUAUUGGCUAUUGCUUUUCUUUCCACUGGGCACUGUCUACGUAGCUACAAAGGUUCGUGUUUACUAAUUGAAUGAUGACCAUGCAGUGUUGUCCUGGUACUAGAAAGGUGAUUUGGUCAAAGAAUUCAAAGCAUUAUCUAAUGCAAUGGCCGGUGGCAUGAUAUAUCACGACCCCGUAUCAAGCUGGGUCGGAAAGAUUGACAAUUCCAAGAAGAUCUAGUUUACCAAAUGCAAGUAUAGUUCUGAAGGUUGAUUGAUUUUUCUUGCUGCCAUCUUAUGCUGUUCUCGAGGUACUUGUGUAUCUCCGAAUUGUAAGCAGGUAAACUGGCAUUGUUCUUGGUGAGGAUACAGAAUGGGAACUGUGA